CUGCUGCUGCUGCUACGGUACUGUUUCUCUGCUUGGCUCCGGGGAACCGGCGGUGGUAAGGGGGCGAGGCGCCCGUGCACCCGCCUGGUGGGGCUGCGAGGAGCUCGUGGCGCGCAAGACUUGCAUGCGUGUGCGUGUGAAUGUGCAGGAGAAGGGGAGGUUUUCUUGGCAGUUGCAGCUUGCCAGUGCCGCAGGUCUGAGACCAAUUUGCAGGAGGAUCUGGGGCUCAGCACCUCCGGUUGAAAGGAGGAUCGCAAAGCGGUGUCAAUGCUCUGGAUGGGUCAGUAACGUUUAGGGGAAGGAUAGUGGCCGGAAAGGUCUUGGGAAGUCCAGAUGCAUUUCUUCGUUUCUCUAGGUAGCACCGGGAAUGCAUCCUGUCUGUCUGUAAUCCUGGAGAGCUGCUGCCAACCUGUGCUCAGCAUCACUGGACUCCUGGUCUGACUUGAUAAGAAUGCAGCUCCCUGUAUUCCUGCAUCAAGCAGAGAACCACUGAACUACCUUGUCUGCCUGCUACCUGCUUUUUAGGAUGCCUGCUUUUAAUUUUAUGGGAAGGGUCGAGUUGGAAAUGAACCCCAGGGUCAUCUAGUCCAACCCCCUGCAAUGCAUCAGACUUCGGAAUAGCAGCUGCUGGAAACAGCAGGAGGGGAGAAAGUGAGUUGUAGGGAGGCGGGCUUCCCUUUAAGGCAUUAUAACCAUAGAGUUGUAGCGCUGGAAGGGACCCGAGGGUCAUCUAGUCCAACCCCCUGCAAUGCAGGAAUCUCCUGUCUGAAAGCCCAGAGAGCUGCUGCCAGCCCGUGUAAGCAGUGCUGAGCUACAUAGACUAAUAGUGUGACUUGGUAUAGCACAGCUUCUAUGUGGCUACACUGCUUUUAGUUUCUAGUGGGGUAUAAACAGUAACUUUUACGGGGCUAUGUUCUUCUAGGAUUCCAUUAAUAUAUUGUUGUGGCUGUGUCAGCUGGGAAAGUACACUAAAUUGUUUGUUUGUUUGUUUGUUUAAAGCAUUUUCCCUGCUCUGCAUCCAAAAGUUUCCCAGAGCAGCUUGUGGAUCAAAUUAACAAACCAGCUGAACAGUCCCCGCCGCCCGGCUAACAAUCUAAAACACAACAUGAAAGGAAAAAGGGAUGGGGAGGGAAGAUGAGUUGUUGUUGUUGUUGUUGUUGUUUGUUGUUGUUGUUGUUGUUUGGAGCAACCAAGAUGGCAAAGUUCAAAACUUCAUCUCUAUAUUCUUACAUCCUUGUCUUUUUGAAUGUCCAUCUCUUUCUCAGGGGAAGCCCUCCUCACCAGCUCUUCUUGUGAAACGCUGCAUUUUGUCGAGAGAUCCCUGUUCUCCACUGCCAAAAAGAAAUGCCCCAGGCUUCCUGUGGGCCUGGAGCACACCUGAGCAGAUUAUAGUCCUUUCGGGGUGGCUUUUCCCGUUAAAUAGACAUUUACCCCCAAGGCCGUCAUGCUGAGUUGAAGAUCCAAAAUGGCGGCUGAGAAGGGAAGAACGGCAAGCGUUGAUCUCCACUUCCAAUCUCUGCUCCAACAGGAGAUCCAGGCCAAGGAGCACCGGGAAGAGAGUAGGCGAGCAGGUCACGAUCCCAAAGCAGCAGUGGAGAUAUCAGGAAGAUCGUCUCACGAAGCCAAGGCUGGGAACGACCAGGAUUUCCUGAAAACGGAGGCCCCGGAACUGGUCAUGGGCGAGUCAGGUGGGAAGCCAUGGAAACAUCCAGAAGACGUGAAAGGAACACGAUUCCCUCACUCAGGGUGGGGAAACCCUCCCUUGCUGGAAUCUCUGCCUCGGGACGAUCCCGAAACUUUCCUGGCCACCUUCGAGGGAGUGGUGAACGCUUGUCAGAGGUCUGGCAGGCUGCCGGGUCUCGGCAGAGAAGCUCCGGGGGACGCCACCAAGAUGGCCGCCGUCAAGAUGGAGGAUGGUUGGGAAGCAACGGAGGAGCUCCUGGGAGACGAUUCGGUCGCCAUGGAUGUGCAGCGGACGCUCUUCCGGGAAUUUCAUUACCAGGAGGCCGAGGGCCCCCGCGAGGCCUGUAGUCACCUCUGGUACCUGUGCCACCGGUGGCUGAAGCCGGAGAGGCACUCCAAGGAGCAGAUCCUGGAGCUGGUGAUCCUGGAGCAGUUCCUGGCCAUCUUGCCCUCGGAGCUUCAGGGCUGGGUCAAAGAUGGCUGCCCUCAGACUUGUGACCAGGCGGUGGCCCUGGCCGAAGGCUUUUUACUGAGACAGCGGGAGGCGGCCAAAACGGAACAGGAGGGUUUGCCGCUGAUCCAGGAGGUGGGUUUGAACUUUCCUGUGGCUGAGCUGCCUCUGACCGUCCCCGAGGAGACGCCACUCGGCUCCACGGCCAAGCAGGAGGGUGGUGUCGAUACCAGCUCACCUAGACGGGGCGGUGAUGCGUGGAUCACCAAGGGCAAAGAGAAGAAGCCCCACGUCAAAAAAACCGACCUGGUCAAACUCUGUGGGGCCUCGUGGGGAGGUCUCUCCUGGCCCCAAGAAGGGGGAGAAGCCUCUGCGGGCAGCGACAGAUCGGAAAAGGGGCGGAAAAACUCCCUUGCAACCAGAGGGGACGUGUUCUCCCCCUGUUUAGGAGAGAGCGGGGAUCGGGGCCAAGCGGUCGUCGUCAAGAGGAGGCGCAGGAGCCGGGGGGAGAAGGUGUGUGGCAUGUGCGGGAGAAGCUUCAGCCGGACCACGGUGCUCGUCGCACACCAGAGGACGCACACGGGCGAGAAGCCGUUCAUGUGCCAGGACUGCGGGAAGUGCUUCAGCUUGAAGUCCACCCUGGUGGCGCACGAGAGGACGCACACGGGCGAGAGGCCCUACAGCUGCUCGCAGUGCGGGAAGAGCUUCACCGUCAGCUCGGACCUGACGCGCCACUACCGCAUCCACGUCGGGGAGAAGCCCUUCAGCUGCCCCGAGUGCGGCAAGAGCUUCAGCCGCAAGACGCAGCUGCUCAACCACCAGAAGGUCCACACGAGGGAGAAGCCCUUCAAGUGCUCGCAGUGCGGAGAGGCCUUCAGCCGCAGCUCCAGCCUCAUGAUCCACGAGGGCUCGCACACGGGCGAGAAGCCCUUCAAGUGCCCCGACUGCGACAAGUCCUUUAACACAUCCUCGCAGCUGGUCAAGCACCACCGCAUCCACACCGGGGAGAGGCCCUACACGUGCUCCGAGUGCGGGAAGAGCUUCAGCCAGCGGCAGAUCCUCAUGGUCCACCAGAGGAUCCACACGGGCGAGAAGCCCUUCAAGUGCGCCACGUGCGGGAAGUGCUUCUGUGACCGGGCCGUCCUCAUCCGGCACCAGAAGGUCCACACGGGGGAGAGGCCGCACCAGUGCGCCACCUGCGGCAAGAGCUUCUCUCACCGCGCCGUCCUCGUCCGGCACCAGAAGAUCCACACGAGAGAAGCUCUGAACGCGCUCGGACUCCGGGAGGAGCCUCCGCCCAGCGAAGCCCUGUAAAGAGCCCAGACUCUGUCCCACGUUGCCUUGAGUCUCAAGGUGGCUACGGUUGACCCCUUAACAAUAUGGUUUGCCGGCAGUCUGGAGUGCCGUUUCCCUCCUGACUUUGGUUGCAUGGCGGCAAGGUUAUUUAUUAGUUGAACUGCAGUGGUGCUGGAGAAUGGUAAACCGUGGCCAGAUGCUACAGGGGACUGGUUUUCUGCAAAAAAACACCCAGAAAUCAUUAUCGGGAAGGAAUGAUUUGCCUGCUUUCACCUUGGAGAAGAUAACCUGCAGUUACUUCUCGACUCUGACAACUGCUGAUGGUGUUGCUAGGAGAAGGGGAUUGGAGAAACCCAGCUGAUUUAAGGCCCCUCUGAACAUCGGGUUGUAGUCAGCCAACUCCUACUCUGAGUAGACCCACUGAAAUUAAUUAACUCGGUUAAUUAACCCUAGUGGCUCUACUCUGAGUAGGACUCAGAGCCUACGCUUGUCCUGCUGAGGUUAAUGGACACAACUAUCUUAGGUUUGCUCAUUUCUAUGCGCUUAGAACGUGGUUGAAUACAGUAGUACCUCGCAAGACGAAUGCCUCGCGCAACGAAAAACUUUCGUUGUUUUUGAUGAUUCGCAAGACGAAGUUUUCUAUGGCCGCGCUUCGCAAGACUUUUUUUUGGCGGUUUUUGUUUUGUUUUGUUUUGCCGUGGCAACCCGCGCUUCACAAGACGAAAUUGUCGCUAGACGAAGCGACUCACAGAACGAAUUAAUUUUGUCUUGCGAGGGACCACUGUACCACCCUGGCAUUUUGUUGUGGGAGUAUACUGUAAAAUUUUCUUUUCACGGUGUAUAAUAACUGGUGGAUGGGCUCCGCUUGAGUUUGCACUGAUAUGAUUCCCCGAUGCUUCCACGUUAUUCCUCUCUGGAGGGGCUACAGCAGAGCGAAACCAGAACGAAAAUAAACCAGAACAUUGUGGUAUGAACAGGGGAUUUCAGCAGGAAAUUACAGGAUACGCAUUGAUGGGAAAUGAAGCAGUGGUCCUCAGUGACCUUUGCAGACACAAUCAAUCUUUAAAGCGGUAUUGUGUGAGGCCUCCCCGAUUGCACAUGGUUCACAAAUUAUCAUGAAUGCACAAGGCGGGCUCUCCGUGUUCAUGUUGUUAAGCUAUGCACUACAGUGAAUUGAAGGAUAUACACAUAAACAUGUGCAGCACAUUUUGUUAGGGUGGGCACACAAAGUUUUUUUUUAAGGUGAACAUUUAUUGAAUACAGACUCCUACUCAGUGAUAAAGGACAUUGUUUUUAUUUAUCAAACAAAUGAAAGAAACGAAACCUUUUUUUUAAAUUAACAACUAAACUUUAAAAUGAGACAUAAACACCAAAUUUUUGCUCUAGUGAUAACCAGGUGUGUACAAAGAUACAGUCAAUGUUCAUGAUCUUUACCUUUAACCAGAUAACGUGCUAAACCAGACCAAAAUGGAUUAAAGCAGGUAUCCCCAAACUGCGGCCCUCCAGAUGUUUUGGUCUACAACUCCCAUGAUCCCUAGCUAACAGGACCAGCGGUCGGGGAAGAUGGGAAUUGUAGUCCAAAACAUCUAGAGGGCCAAUGGGUCUCAUUUUUGCACGUGCACUGGCUAGCAGUCGGACAUAUACUUGAAACGGCCCUCGUUUUCAAAACUUGUUUCUACGUAUUUUGGCUCAUCGCUGUGCCCUUCGUACCACAACCUUGAGCGGGACAUGCCUGCUCCUGCUUUCAAAUUCUGGGGUCCUGCCAUCAGCCUGCUGCUGCAAUAGUUAGCGAAAGGUGCCUAAUAAUAAUUAUAACACUUGGGCCGUUACCCCAUUAGAGAAAUCUUACUCAGUCAUAUUAAUUGCAACCUUCCAAUCGCUGGGAGGGCACCCCAGAGGCUGUGGAAUGCAUCACAUCUCCCACAUCCAAGACAGAGAAUCGUAGACUUGGAAGGGACCCCAGAGGGUCAUCUAGUCCAACCCCCUGCAAUGCAGGAAUCUCAGCUAAAGCGUCCAUGACAGAUGGCCAUCCAACCUCUGCUUAUAAACCUCCAAGGAACGAGAGUCCACCACUGACCGGGGGAGACCGUUCCACUGUCGGAUAGCUCUUGCUGAAGUUCUUUCCUGAUGUUUAGUGGGAAUCUCCUUUCUUGCAACUUGAAGCCAUGGGUUCGAGUCCUGCCCUCCAGAGCAGGAGAAGAAAACAAGCUUGUUCCAUGUGACAGCUCUUGAGAUAUUUGAGUAUGGCUAUCAUAUCUCCAGUCUCCGCUUUUGCAGGCUAAGCAUACCCAGCUCCCUCAACCGUUCCUCAUAAGGGGAAUAAGCUCCCACCUCGGAGAGGGAGAUCCAAUCGCAGGUAGCCCCUCCCCACUGCUGCAGAUACUUCUGCAGCCCUUGCCUUAAUGAUUAUAACAUCUGCUUUGCACACACAAGACUCCACAAAGUCUUCUCCAGCAUCUCCAGCUAGAACUGGGACUGUCCUCUGUCUGAAAUCCUGCUAGUGAGUUUAGAUAGCGCUGAGCUCGAUUCACCAGGAGUUGGGACUCAGUGUAAGCUUCAUGCGCCCUUAUGAUAAGGUCGAAAAGGGGGCAUGCCUGCGGGCGGGCACCCAAGGAAGGCUUGGAUCCGAAAAAUCCUAGCUCAAUCCUAUGUGUGCAUUGAAGUAAGGCCUGUUGGACUCAGUGGGGGCUAACUCCCAGGUGAGGUGGGGUGUUACGGUUGCAGCCUUAGGAGUGCAAACGCCUUCCUGUUUACACACAGGUAAGAACAUAGGGACGCGGGUGGUGGUGUGGGUUAAACCACAGAGCCUCUAGGGCUUGCCGAUCAGAAGGUCGGCGGUUCGAAUCCCUGCAACGGGGUGAGCUUCCAUUGCUCGGUCCCUGCUCCUGCCAACCUAGCAGUUCGGAAGCACGAAGUGCAAGUAGGUGAAUAGGUACCGCUCCGGCGGGAAGGUAAACGGCGUUUCCGUGCGCUGCUCUGCCUUUAAGAACAUAGGAAGGCUGCUGGAUCAGCCCAGAGGCCCCUAGUCCAGAAUCCUGUUCUCACAGGGGCCAGACAGAUUCCCGACGGGAAAUGCUGCGAGCCGGACCCCUGAGCGCAACAGCAACACUCCCUUCUCAUGGUUUCCAGCAUUCAGAAGCAUACUUCCUUCCAUCCCUGGAGGUGGAGCACAGCUGCUGUUGCAAGUAGCCAUUGGUCACCAGUGAUGUCCACACAUGCGCACUCAAUAUGUUUGUAAGGAGAGGGCCAACGAUACAGACCCACCUUACAAGAUUGUUGUGCAGAUUAUUGACAGCGUGUCUGUGAAGGGCCGGACGAUUAAUCAGUGUUACUGUUAUUUUAUAAGACAAAGGUAAUGUUUUAGAUCUGGGGGUCCCCAACCAUAGGCCUGCAAGCAUCAUGGGACAGUCGGGCAGUCCCUCAGGGCACUAACCUCCUCCUCCCAAUGUUAGUUUUUAUGGGUUUUGGCUUUUUUUAACUGGGGGUGUUUAUUGCUUUUUUGUCGUUUGCUUUGGGAAUAUGCUUUGCUCGAAGGGGGACAUUCUGAUGGUAAAUGGGCCUUUUCGUGGCGCCCUCAGCCGUUUCUUCGAUUUGCCAAUGUGCCCCUGGUUCCAAACAGAUGUGUGGCCCUGUGUUUAGAGGCUUCCCUUUUAUUUCCAAAUGAUUUUUUUGUGUCUUCUGGAUCUUCUUUGAAUAAAGGCCUUUGAAUUGU
Messenger RNA from Zootoca vivipara (common lizard), 7142 nucleotides. NCBI's taxonomy places the organism in Eukaryota, Metazoa, Chordata, Lepidosauria, Squamata, Lacertidae. The record is from RefSeq and is a predicted model, not a curated record.